GCUCUCUGCUUCCUCACACAACAACUCUUCCAGAUCCCGAGAAAGGAAUCAAAUACUGCAAACAAGGGAACAAGGAAAGAGGCUUGAGACUUUGAAAUAAAAUUUAAAGACGACAAGAAAACUGCUGAGAAUUUAACGAGAUCGAUUUAAAAGAUCAAGAAAAAAAAGAAACAGAGAACGAGAGAAGGAAAAAAAAAACUUUCUUUUGAUUUAAAGAGAAAACUUCGGCCUGAAUCAUGUCAGCAGGAAAAGUGACAGCUUUACUCCUUUUUGCUUUAUUCUGCUGGGUUUCUGAUGCUCAGGAAUGCAGUGGUGAAUGCCGGUGCUCACAGAAGGUGCCUGAGUGUGAGCCUGGAGUAAGCUUGGUCCAGGAUGGCUGUGGUUGCUGUAAAGUCUGUGCCAAGCAGCUGGGAGAGCUAUGCACUGAGAGAGAUGUGUGUGACCCACACAAAGGACUCUUCUGUGACUUUGGAUCUAGGAUCAACAGGAAAAUUGGAGUAUGCAGUGCUAGAGAGGGUGCGCCCUGUGUAUUUGGAGGAAUGGUGUACAGAAGUGGAGAGUCUUUCCAAAGCAGCUGCAAAUACCAAUGCACUUGUCUGGAUGGGGGUGUAGGAUGUGUCCCCCUCUGCAGUAUGGGUGUCCGUCUCCCCAGUCCUGACUGCCCCUUCCCAAGAAGAGUGAAAUUGCCCGGCAAGUGCUGUGAAGAAUGGGUCUGUGAUCAGCCUAAGGAGCAAACCAUGGUCGGACCUGCUCUGCCUGCAUUCAGACUAGAGGAAACUUAUGGUCCCGAUCCUUCCCUGAUUCGUGCCAACUGUCUGGUGCAGACAACUGAAUGGAGUGCUUGCUCAAAGACUUGCGGCAUGGGCAUCUCUACCAGAGUCACCAAUGACAAUGAGUAUUGUAGACUGGAGAAACAGAGCAGACUCUGCAUGGUCAGACCUUGUGAAGUAGACCUUGAAGAAAACAUUAAGAAAGGUAAAAAAUGCAUCCGCACUCCUAAAAUCUCCAAACCAGUCAAGUUUGAGCUUUCUGGAUGCACCAGUAUAAAAACCUACAGAGCUAAGUUUUGUGGGGUCUGCACUGAUGGCCGCUGCUGCACUCCUCACAGAACCGCCACACUCCCCGUAGAGUUCAAAUGCCCUGACGGUGAGGUCAUGAAGAAGAAGAUGAUGUUCAUCAAGACAUGCGCAUGCCACUACAACUGCCCAGGAGACAACGACAUCUUUGAAUCCAUGUACUACAGAAAAAUGUAUGGGGAUAUGGCAUAGAGCCACAGAACCACACUUAAAAACAGACUAUUUGACUUGAAAUGACUUUGCAUCUCAUUGAUAAAACAUAAUUUUAUAGCACAAGAAAGUAUUUAAGAAUGUUUAAAGGAAAAAAAAAAAAGUCUUUAUUUUUAAGACUUAAAUUUUGAAUGACCCCAGCCGUUGGUUUGAAGAAUCUAAGACGAACCAGCCACAGCAGCUGUGCUGGGUAUAAUGUAGUGUCACUGUAUGUGCCAUAACACUGUUCUAUGGCAGUAUUCACUGAGCACGGUGAUGUACAUGGUACCCAGUCAUGCAACUGGAAAAAAAGCUCUUAAUAUUUUUAUAUAUAUGAUGAACUGGCAAAGAGUCAGUGACAGCUGGUGUGUAUACCCCGAGGUAUAGUUGUCCUUUAGGGAUGGCUUUAUUUAAGUACCUCUGAGUAUAGUUGUUGAAUGGGAAAUAAAACUAUGUCUGUUACAAGACUGGAAAGGUUGUAUUAGGAAACAUUUUCUGCCGCAACCUUGCUUUUUAUUGUUAUUGUACAUAGUGUAUAUAUAUUUUUGUACAGUUAUCUAAAUUAACUUAAAUUUUCAUGUUCUUCAUUUUUUUUACAAUGCUUUAAUAUGUGGAUGUUAAUCUGUUUUUUUGAAUAUUUUUUUUGUUACCAAUAUGUAGUUCCUUAAUGCUUGUCAGACAAAGCAUACAGGGCAGGAAAUUGAUACUCUGAUGGAAAUAUAAGUAAUUGGAACUGGAGAGUGGUCAGAUAAACAUGAGAUAUUUUCUAUAUAUCACCUUUUUGUAUUACCUGUGUUAAAAACAAUUGUGUGACCAGAUAUUUCCUAAAGUAAUUUUGUAAGUGAAUAUCCAGAAUCUGAUAAGUUUCCAUUUCAGAUCUUUAAUUUCUGGCUUUGAUAAUGACUGUUCUUUUUUUUUCAACAACGUUUAAUGUGUUGAGAAGUGUGACCAAAAGGUACAUGUUUGCACUUUUCUAGAUUAAAAAAAUAAAAUUUUAUUUUUUAUAUAAA
Molecule: messenger RNA, 2275 nt
Organism: Bombina bombina (fire-bellied toad)
Lineage: Eukaryota; Metazoa; Chordata; Amphibia; Anura; Bombinatoridae
Gene: CCN2
Product: cellular communication network factor 2
Exons: 5
Coding region: 237-1268 (343 amino acids)
Biological process (GO): signal transduction; cell adhesion
Cellular component (GO): extracellular region; extracellular matrix
Molecular function (GO): heparin binding; integrin binding
Source: RefSeq, a predicted model, not a curated record